Messenger RNA from Morchella sextelata, 1365 nucleotides. RefSeq lists its product as uncharacterized. The record is from RefSeq and is a predicted model, not a curated record. Gene Ontology annotation, cellular component: proteasome regulatory particle, base subcomplex. Bases 1 to 1365 code for a protein of 454 amino acids. Lineage: Eukaryota; Fungi; Ascomycota; Pezizomycetes; Pezizales; Morchellaceae. Gene Ontology annotation, biological process: proteasome-mediated ubiquitin-dependent protein catabolic process. Gene Ontology annotation, molecular function: ATP binding; proteasome-activating activity; ATP hydrolysis activity. The transcript has 4 exons.
AUGGCCUCUUUGGAAGACCUUGAGGAUCUUGAGCAGGAAAGACAGGAGAAGAGAGAUAAGAAAGAUGCCGCCGAUGCAGAUGGCGAUGCAAAGAUGGAUGUCGAUGGAGAGAAGGAGGAGGAUGGUAUCGACCCAGAGAUUUUGAAACUCUCUACCUCCGAUAUCGUCAACCGGAAACGAUUACUUGAGAACGAUCUAAGGGUCAUGCGACAGGAGUACCAACGGAUUACACAUGAGAAGGCGAGUAUGAAGGACAGGAUAAAGGAUAACUUGGAUAAAAUCGAAAAUAAUAGACAGCUUCCCUAUCUCGUCGGAAAUGUUGUCGAGCUUCUAGACAUGGACCCGACUGCUGAGGCCGCCGAAGAUGGCGCUAAUGUUGACCUUGAUGCGACUCGCGCCGGUAAAUCCGCAGUUAUCAAAACUUCCACACGGCAGACAAUUUUCUUGCCCCUCAUCGGUCUUGUUGACCCGGAUAAGCUAUCUCCUGGUGAUCUUAUCGGUGUUAACAAGGACAGUUACCUCGUUCUUGAUACCCUACCUGCCGAGUACGAUUCGCGAGUCAAGGCCAUGGAAGUUGAUGAGAAGCCCACAGAAACAUAUGGUGAUAUCGGUGGUCUGGAUAAACAGAUUGAGGAGCUUGUAGAAGCUGUAGUAAUGCCAAUGAAGGAGGCAGAAAGGUUUAAAAAGAUUGGCAUUAAGCCCCCGAAGGGAGCUUUGAUGUAUGGUCCUCCUGGAACUGGAAAAACUCUGCUUGCUCGUGCUUGCGCUGCCCAGAGUAACGCUACCUUCUUGAAGAUUGCCGGUCCCCAGCUUGUUCAGAUGUUCAUUGGUGAUGGUGCAAAGCUCGUUCGUGAUGCCUUUGCGCUAGCAAAGGAAAAGGCACCGGCCAUUAUCUUCAUCGAUGAGUUAGAUGCUGUUGGUACCAAGCGUUUCGACUCCGAGAAAUCUGGAGAUCGUGAGGUACAGCGUACCAUGUUGGAGCUUCUUAAUCAGCUUGACGGUUUCUCAUCGGAUGACCGAGUUAAGGUCCUUGCAGCGACAAACAGAGUGGAUGUGCUCGACCCUGCAUUGUUGCGAUCCGGGCGCCUGGACAGGAAGAUUGAGUUCCCGCUGCCAAAUGAAGAAGCCAGAGCCGGUAUCCUCCGUAUUCAUAGUAGAAAGAUGACUGUUGAAGAUGGUGUAAACUGGAUGGAGCUGGCUAGGUCUACAGAUGAGUUUGGUGGUGCUCAACUGAAGGCUGUUUGUGUAGAGGCUGGUAUGAUUGCGUUAAGAGGUGGGAGGACAAAAGUAAGCCACGAGCACUACGUGGAUGCUAUCGGUGAAGUGCAGGCGAAGAAGAAGGAUACGGUCAACUUCUACGCGUAA